Xenopus laevis (African clawed frog) is the source of this 2283-nucleotide messenger RNA. RefSeq names its product sorting nexin 5 S homeolog (gene snx5.S). Bases 60 to 1316 code for a protein of 418 amino acids. Gene Ontology annotation, cellular component: early endosome; endosome; endomembrane system. The record is from RefSeq and is a predicted model, not a curated record. Gene Ontology annotation, biological process: intracellular protein transport; retrograde transport, endosome to Golgi; pinocytosis. Lineage: Eukaryota; Metazoa; Chordata; Amphibia; Anura; Pipidae. Gene Ontology annotation, molecular function: phosphatidylinositol binding; dynactin binding. The transcript is spliced from 13 exons.
CUGAGGGCUGGGCUUGUAACACUUUGGGCGGAGCUUGGGACAGAGAGCUGGUGACCCAUAUGCAUUGCGUGUCAGGAAGCGGCCAAGUUUGUAACCGCUGUUCUAAGACUCCAGCAGCAUGGCUGCCCCUGCGAGCGAAGAGCACGGCAGCAGUAAGGUCGGUGUCUGUUGAUCUAAACAGUGAUCCUGCUCUGCAGAUUGAUAUUCCGGAUGCACUCAGCGAGAGAGACAAAGUCAAGUUUACUGUGCAUACAAAGACCAAACUGCCCAAUUUUAAGAGCCCCGAAUUCAAUGUAACUCGCCUACAUGAAGAUUUUAUCUGGCUACAUGACUCACUCAUUGAGACUGAAGAAUAUGCAGGAUUGAUUAUUCCACCAGCCCCAGCAAAACCUGAUUUUGAUGGACCCCGAGAAAAAAUGCAGAAGUUGGGAGAGGGCGAAGGUUCCAUGACUAAGGAUGAAUUUGCCAAAGUGAAACAAGAAUUGGAAGCUGAGUAUUUGGCAGUGUUUAAGAAGACUGUGGCAGUGCAUGAAGUUUUCCUGCAGAGGAUAGCAUCGCAGCCUAUUUUAUGCAAAGACACCAACUUCCACAUAUUCCUAGAAUACGACCAAGAUUUAAGCGUAAGGAGGAAGAAUACAAAAGAGAUGUUUGGUGUCUUCUUUAAGAGCAUGGUAAAAAGUGCAGAUGAGGUUUUGUUCUCUGGAGUAAAGGAAGUUGAUGAGUUCUUUGAGCAAGAAAAAACCUUCCUGGUAAACUACUACAACAGGAUCAAGGACUCCUGCGCAAAAGCUGACAAAAUGACAAGAACUCACAAAACUGUUGCAGAUGAUUAUAUUCAUAUUUCGGCUGCACUGACGUGUGUAGCUGAAGAGGAGACCACUCCAGUUAGAAAAUACUUACUAAAAUUGGCUGAGUUGUUUGAAAGGCUUCGGAAAGUGGAAGCCAGAGUUGCCUCAGAUGAAGAUCUGAAACUAUCAGAGCUUUUAAGAUACUACAUGCUUAACAUUGAAGCAGCAAAGGACCUCUUACACAGACGGACAAAAAGCCUGGCCGAUUAUGAGAAUUCCAAAAAAGCCCUUGACAAAGCUAGACUGAAAAGCAAAGAUGUGAAACAAGCUGAACAGCAUCAGCAGGAGAGUUGCCAGAAGUUUGAAAAGCUCUCCGAGUCUGCGAAACAAGAGUUGCUUGGCUUCAAAGGAAGGAGAGUAGAUGCUUUUCGCAAAAAUCUAGUUGAAAUGACAGAACUAGAAAUUAAACAUGCAAAGAACAACCUCUCCCUCUUACAAAGCUGCAUUGACCUGUUUAAGAACAGUUAAAGUAUGUGAUCCAUACGAUCCAAUUGCACUUCAGAUGUCCCUCAUCCAGACCAACCAAGUGGCAUCUUUACAUCUCAUCUAUAAUUUCUCUUCGUUGGAAGAAACAAUGUAACAUAUUUCACGGUUUCAAAAUAUUUUCUUAAAAAUAAAAAUGCUAGAAAUGAUGGCAGCCUGGCGAGCAACACACUCACUAUUACUCAACACAAUUCCCAGCAUGCUCAGCCAGUGCCAGAAUCUUGUAACUAUACAACAACUGAAACGAGGCUGCUUAUCAAUUCCUGUACUACGGAAAUCUUUUGUUUAAUGCAUCUGAUAAAUUGUGGGCAGGUAUUUUAACUCUUAAGUAGGGAUGCACCAAAUCCACUAUUUUGGAUUCGGGAAACCAAAUCCGAAUACUAAAUUAGGGGCAGGAAAGGAAAAAGUGGAAAAAAUUCUUCUUUUGUGACGAAAAGUCACGUGAUUUCCCUACCCACCCCUAAAUUACAUAUGCAAAUUUGGAUUAAGUUCGGUCAGGAUUCAGCGGAAUCCUGCUGAAAAAGGCCGAAUCCUGGGCGAAUCCAGAUUCGGUGAAUCCCUACUCUACUCUUAAGGACUAUAUUUAAUGUCUUCCUACUAGGGAUGCACCAAAUCCACUAUUUGGGAUUCAGCCGAAUCCUUCAUGAAAGAUUCGGCCGCAUACCAAAACCGAAUCCUAAUUUGCAUAUGCAAAUUAGAGUAGGGAAAGGAAAAAGUGGAAAAAAAUGUUUUAAUUACUUGUUUAGAGACGAAAAGUCACGUGAUUUCCCUUCCCACAUCUAAUUUACAUAUGCAAAUUAGGAUUUGGUUCAGCCGCACACAAGGAUUCGCCAAAAUCCGAAUCCUGGAUUCGGUGCAUCCCUACUUCCUACACAGAGAUGUUCAAUAUAUAAGCCAUUUUUCAGUGGAAGCUUUUUUCAUCUAAAUAAAUAUGCUUCUAUGUUGAAAUAUA